Messenger RNA from Triplophysa rosa, 2008 nucleotides. RefSeq lists its product as uncharacterized. Bases 1067 to 2008 code for a protein of 313 amino acids. The record is from RefSeq and is a predicted model, not a curated record. The transcript has 11 exons. Lineage: Eukaryota; Metazoa; Chordata; Actinopteri; Cypriniformes; Nemacheilidae.
CCGGGAUCUCCCACCUCCCAAAUCGUCUGAGGAAAUGUUCAAAUAGUGGCUAACCUUAUAAUUCGACUGCAGAUUUGAAGUUUAAACAACUAUAUACUCGUCUCGAAAACUCUUAAAACUACAUUGUGACAUUAUUUUUAGAUUUUUUUUUUUAGAUUUAGAUUCAAUUUAUUGUCAUUGCACAUGUACAAGGCAACGAAAUGUGACCUCUGCAUUUUAACCCAUCCAGAGAGUAGUGAACACACGUACCCCCGGAGCAGUGGGCAGCUAUCACUACAGCGCCCGGGGAGCAAGUAGGGGUAAGGUGCCUUGCUCAAGGGCACCUCAGUUGUUACCCGCCGGCCCUGGGAAUCGAACCGGCAACCUUCUGGUCAUGAGUCCGACUCUCUAACCAUUUGGCCACAACUGCCCCUUAAAUUUAUAAAAUUAUAACAAUAGUAUUUCAAAAUGUAUUACUUACAGUUGUGCGAUCUCUCUUCCGCCAUUACAGAACGUCAGCUGGAGCGAACUGAAUUCUGGGUUAUGGCCCGUAUCAAGUCCGCUCAAGUCACCUCCCUAUGCAUCCUCGAUAAAAGGGGCGGAGCAAGAACACAUGCGGGGAUUGGAACUGUACUUGGCCAGAUGUGAACUUUGAAUUGGAACAGUACUUGGGCUGCCUCUGAUGACGUUUCACAAGUCCACAAGUAUUUCUUCAAAUAUGAAGGUGAAGGUGAACUGGUCCCGCACCCACCAGCUAACGGGACCUCCCGUAUGGAGCCUGCGGGCAGUGACCAUCUUCCCCCCAUCUUAAAUGAGGUGGACUGUGGGGAGAUCAUUAGCGGUGUCGCUGUCCCACACCCUCCACGUGGCAGAAGAGCUUUCUGCAAAAAUUUUCAGGAAGAGCAGAAGGACAACCAUUCUCCGUACCGGGAUACAAUUAACACCUGGUGCAGAAAGCUGCCACAUCACCUUAGCAUGUGUGAUGAGGUCCCGCACCCAUCAUCUUCCAAGAUGAAGCCUGCGGGCCUGAAAAUUCUUCCCCCCAUCUCGAAGAAGAUGGACCNAGAGGAAGAUAAUUAGCGGUGUUAUGCAACCGAGGACAAAGGACUGUGAUACAGUCCGGGUCCCGCUGCCACCACCUAGCAGGAUCUCCAAGAUGGAGCCUGUGGCCCACAAAAUCCUUCCCCCUAUCUCAAAGGGGAAGGAUGCUGGGAACACAGGCUCCCAGCAAUCCACUGCUCUCCCCAUGACAAACCAAAACGGUGUCCCUGUCCCACACCCUCCAUCCGGCAGGAGUUUUCUCUGCAGGAAUUUUGGUAAAGAGCAGAAGGACAACAUUUCACCACACCGGGAUACGUAUUCCACCUGGUGCAAGAGACCGGUGCAACUGCCGGAUAUAUGGGGCACACAUGACUGCGAUGCAGAUUUGGACCCAACUGACGGGACCUCUGAGAUCGCAGAUGCUGAAGCCCCACAGCGAUCUUCUGAAUGGUUUGCUUUUUGCAAACAAUAUAAAGAAGAAAAGAAGGACAAGGCUUCUGUACAUCAGGAGACAUUCUCCUCCUGGUGUAGACAACUCCCGAAAGUGAGGAGAAAGGACGGCGUCACAGAUCCCAGUGACGUCAGAUUUUCAAGGUUGUCCAAACUGCCAGACAUACAGGUGGAAGAGGAUCAUGAGCAGGAAAUUGGUAAACUGUGGGGCAUCUUAUUGGAAGAUGUAAGAAGGAAGCAGGGUCGCAAGAAGAGCCCUGAAUCUCGGCACUACAGAGACAGUGCAGUGGAAAAGGAUGGACGCAUUGACCGUGCUAUAGGUAUCUGCAAGAAGCUGGUGGGUCACUUUUCUCACAGCUGGAAGGCCAGAGGUGCUCUUGAAAAAGCCCAGGAGGAGCAAAAUUUACCAGCACAUUCCCUCAUUAAAGAAUGCCAAACAAGAUGGGGUUCCAGACAAGAUGAUGAUCAGCAGGAUUUUAGAGCAGCAGAAGGCUUUAACUCAGGUCCUCUUCUGAGGACAAGGUGGCGCGGCAUCUGA